Messenger RNA from Pseudomassariella vexata, 1110 nucleotides. Its product is annotated as putative glycosyl hydrolase. NCBI's taxonomy places the organism in Eukaryota, Fungi, Ascomycota, Sordariomycetes, Amphisphaeriales, Pseudomassariaceae. The coding region runs from base 1 to 1110 and encodes 369 amino acids. Gene Ontology annotation, biological process: carbohydrate metabolic process. The transcript has a single exon. The record is from RefSeq and is a predicted model, not a curated record.
AUGUCGAUGGUCGCGGGCGGUGGAGCACAAUCUUUCACCAACGAUUCGGACCUCAAUGCAACCACGGCCGCAAUCAACGGGAUGAUGUCCUUCUAUAACACCACCGACGGACGCUGGAAUACCGAAGCACCCUGGUGGCAGAGCGGCAUCGCUGUACAAACCCUUGUGGACUUCAUGCAGCUGACGGGGUCCGAGGAAUACCUCCCCCAAAUCUAUCACACGAUCAAUAUUCAGAGCGCGCCACUACCCUGGUGGCCCGAAGGCGGAGGUAACUUCCGCGCAGACAGCACCGACGACACAGGCUGGUGGGCCCUGGCCAUGACUUCCAUGUUCGAGCUCACAGGAAACGUGACCUAUCUCAAGAUCGCCACCGAAGACGAGGCUUACAUGUACAGUUACUGGAGCAGCACCCCCUGCAGCGGGGGCAUCGUCUGGGAUAUACCGUCGAGAACCUACUACAACGCCAUUAGUAAUGAGUUGUACCUAGAGCUAACGGCGACUCUGCACAACCUCCUCCAAGGUGACACCCUCUACCUGAACCGCAGCCUACAGGAAUGGGAAUGGUUCAAGAACAGCGGCAUGAUCAACAGCGCCUCGCUCGUAAACGACGGGCUCAUGGACGGCGGUAACAACAACACCUGCGUCAACAACGAUGGCACGACGUGGACCUACAACCAGGGCGUCAUCCUUGGCGGUCUCGUCCAGCUCUACAAGGCUACGGGCGACUUCACGUACCUUGACACGGCCAAGGCCAUCGCCGACGCCGUGAUCGCGAGCGCAGAGCUUGCCCCGGGCGGGAUUUUGACGGAGCCGUGUGGAUCCGUUGAAGAGUGCGAGAUUAAUGGUUUCGCAUUCAAGGGGAUCUUCAUGCAGCGCCUUCAGAAGCUCGAUGCCGUGUUGCCGGACCGGCCAUACAGCGGCUUCAUACUACAAAAUGCGAGGUCCGCGUAUGGGAUGGACCGGGCGGCGACCAGCGGGUUGGCAUUUUAUGGCAGGUUGUGGCAGGGGCCGUACGAUGAGGCUUCGAUUGCGAGGCAGGAGAGUGUUGUUCAGCUUUUUGUUGCGGCGCUCAAGUCAGGAGUGGGCUUGGAGGAUUUGUUUCCUCAUUAG